AUGAAAGAAACCUCCCAGCAUGCUGACAACUGCCCUCAACCAAAAUGGCCGCUGCGUGUUUCAGCAGGAACAAGAAAUGACGUAUCACCCCUAGCCUGGCAGCCUGACACUGCUUGCAGAGUGCAUAGAUUCCUAGACGGAAGUAAUAGAUCGCAGAGUGGAGGAAAGGUAAGCCUCCCAGCUGUGGGCAUUGCUCUGUGAGUGUUGGGCCAUGUUUAUUAUUAUUAAUAUUAUUAUUAAUACGUUUCAUGAUUCUUUCAGGCCAGUAUGAAGAUCCUCAUUAAGUCCUGGAAUGGAGUGGCCUCCUGGUCCUGGGUGGCCAAUGAUGAGAAUUGUGGGAUCUGCAGAAUGGCAUUUAAUGGCUGCUGUCCAGACUGUGAGUGCUCUCCCAAGUGUCACUCACUGAGUAAAGCUGUGAGCAGUGUUUGUGCAAUACACAUUAUAGAUCACACACAGGCAGUGCAGGAAAAGUGCUGCCCUGCGAGUGUGUCAUAUUUAUAGAAUGCAGGAGGGACAUCACUGGCUUUGGGACCCAGUGGUUAAUGUGCUUCCAUCCUGCAGGGCAUCACUUUUCAUGUACCGCCCACAAUAUAUCUAGGAAGAAACUGAUGGACCAGAAACCCUCCCCUAAUCUACUCAUAUCCACAAUGUUUUAAAAUCUGAUCCCAUUUAUUGCAAAUUAACAUUUUACGCUAUAGCUGCAAUAAAAAUUCUGUCAUUAAAUUACAAUUCACUGCAAAUACUAACUUUGUUUAAACCAAAUGCUGGUUAUUUUCACACAGUUAAGUUUAGAUUCCCAGAGAGAGAGAGCGAUAUGAAUAACUUAAAAUUUUUUAAUUUCCUUAUAUUCCAACUAUAUGCUAAUAUCAACUAUAGCAGAAGUAAUAAUGCAGUAAUUAAGAUACAAUUCAAUGUAAAUAUGUACUCAGACAAAUACUAACUUUGUUUAAAUUAAAUGCUAAAUUUAAAUUCCUAGGCAGAAAGACAUACGAAUAACUUAAAAAUGUUAAUUGUCUUCUAUUCCACGAAUAUGCUAAUAUUCCUUAAACAUGCAGAGUAAAGUAAAAUGUGAGAUUUUAACAUUUUUACAGAACGCUUUCAUAGUGUGUAAAUGGGCAUGAGAGUUCUGUGUUUUAAUUAAUCACUACAUCAAAGUAAUCUCUGAGAAUAUCCCAUUGAUUUUAUAGCAGGAGCGCAGGAAUCACGCAUACUGUUGCAGGGCUAAUCACUAAACUCCACAUUUUUGCAAAUAAUAUCCUAAUAGUAAAAUAAAUUCUUAAACUAGCCAAGCUGUGACGGGACUUGAAUUGGAGAAAUUGUAGUCUAACUUUUUACCAUUUGGAAUUAAUUUGCUUCAAUUCAGAGUUUAAGGAAUACGUCUGUCGAGCUACACUUUUAGGUUCUGCCCAACAGAAUGCAAGAUUUUUAAGUGUUGCUAAGAACGGUGUUCUGGUGGCACUAUCUGUGCCAUACACACACAUUGCUUCAUUGCUGUAACCUUCAUAAGUAUCAGUGAUGUAAUAAAUAGCAGGAAUAAAAACAGAGCAAUUUGGAGAUUUUGUUUAAAGGUUAGCUAAUUUGGCUUAAAAUUUGAAUUCCUGGCAAAUCACACAUGUAGGGCUUUAUUCACAAAACUCUGAUUUGUAGUGAAUUAAAAUUUGAAUUAAAGCCCUUAGGCUAAAACAGGGAAGCAGACUACACUUGAGAUAGAGAAUGUUUCCAGAUCAGUUUUUUUGUCAACAUCUUAUAUUUGUAUUUCAGUUUAGUUCAGUAUAGUUUCAUAAACCACUAUAUCUUUUUUAAAUUAAUUAUCAUUUUCUAAAUAUAAAUUUUUUUUCUGGUUGAAUUUUUAACUUUCAACAUGGAAAAACCAUAAAUAGCACACAUUACACCUGUAGCUGAAUUCACAUAGAAUUGUAGCACGCUGUAGUAGUUGUGGUGUCCAGAGUGCGCUGGUAGCCCCUUUUGUAAGUAGUCAAACCCUUUUUAGAAUGGUUUGACUUGACUAUGUCCAUCCAAUGCUGCUCCUUGCCUCUACUACUUCCUCUGGAGGCUCCUUCUCUGUCGGAAGUCGUGGAGGCAGGGUGCAGUGCCAUGCAGGCCCUAGGUAGGAAGUAAACUGUCCUAAAGCAGUUUGACUAAUUACAGUGGUGGAGUGCCAGGCCACUCGUGCCAUGAUAACAACUUUAGUGAAGUGUAGUAGUUAUGGUUCUUGGCAUCUUCCUUUAAAGCAUAGAGAAAGAAAUUGCAACAGAAAUGCAUAAUACAAAAACAGUGUAUCCAGGUAUUUUAAGGUGUUUGAAAUACAAGAAAAGUAUUCAAAUACACAAAUUAGGUUAUUCAUUAAAUUGUGAAUUAUCAGGAACUCCUAUCACUGGCGCCCAGUCCUGGGCUUCCCCAUUUAGGAGGAGAAAGAGGAGCUGAGCUGACUGGUGCCAUCUGGACCUCUUUUGGGUUUAACCCACUUGUAAAUAGCUUAUCACAAGGUACAGGUUCCCAAAACAAACCUCAUUGCUCCGCAACAGUCCAGGAUUUAUGUAUUUCAUGUGUUUAUUCCAAUGGAAAUACUGACAAAACCUGGACUGUUGGUGGGCCAGGACUACUGGUUUGGGAAACAAAGGUAAGAGGGCGCCCAGGAUCUCCAAGCACCAUAACAACUUAAUUGAGAUGAAAUUGUUUUGAUGCCCAGGGCAAUGCUUUAUGGAAGGACAGGUCUCUAGAAAUUCAUCACGGCGCAAGCUGACUCUUUGUGGGAUCAUCACAUACAGGUUUAUUUUCUAAAGUGAAAAUCAAAGUGAAUUUUAAAUUUAAGGCCAAAAUAGCCAAAUUGGAAGCAUAGGUGACUUGGAGAAUAUUCCAGGUCAGCUAUUUUGGCCGUAAAGUUGAGUUCCUGACAAUUCACAUGUUGGUAAAUAAUCCUGAUAGAAUUCAACUUGUUUUAUAUAACUCACUUUAUAAUACUCGGAUCAGUCGUAUAGUGGAGUGUCCCGAAACGUUUCUUCAGGACGCGCCAACAUGUCCGAAUUUCAGGAGAAUUGUGUCUUAGUACUGAAUAAUCACACACACGCAUUUUAUUUGAGAUAUCUGAGCGCUGGCAGUAAUAUCUUAAAAUUCCUGUCUUUUGGUGGAUCUGAGAAUGAGUUUUGUUACCAAGCUCAUAUUAAAAAAAAAAUGUUUUAUGUUUUAUACCAAUCUAUCAAGGAGCCAUCGGCAUACAACCCAGGUGUGCGUGACCCCCAUCAGAUGGUGGGAUCUGCUCCCUAAUGUGUUCUAAAUUAACUCUGGAACACUCCUCACCCCAGUAAAUGCUUCAAAGCACUCAUUGGUGUGACGGAAAGGGGGUCUGUGAUUGUCAAGGGGACAGUUCCCAAUUAUUGGAGCAAUCAUAGACUGCAAUAGCGAGCUCCCUAAUAAGGUUUUAUUGUUCAUUUAACAUGUUUAGGAAUGGUAUUCUGCAAUAUAAUUAAGAUAGUUUCACACCUGAUUUACACAAAGACUGUCCCUCCCAUUGUCCCAGGUAUAAAGGAAGUCUGAUGGCUUUAGUCUUGGUUUGAAUGACCCUCAUUUGCUUACAGUGAGAUAUAGAGGAUGGUUUAACAUUGUACAUUAUACUGGUUGUUCCUCUGAGAUUAUAUGCAGUUAGCAUUCUGUACCUUUAAGUAAUGUAAAAUGCACAGAGAGGGGUCUGAUCUAUCUGUCUGCAUAGCCCACAGCAAUACUUCUCCUACCAAGUUUUUUUUUUCUCGUUUUGUUUGGCAAAUGGGGACCAGAUCACAGUUUUCUGUUAUAAUAAAAAAGAAAAUCAUAUUUAUUGGUGAGGUAAUGACUUGUGAUUAGUGUGCAGUGGGGAAAAAACCCAUGUGUCUGUCAUGAUUUUAUUUGUAGUUCCCCCCCCCCUCUUUAUUUAUGGCUGGAGAUACUGCCGAGAGACUGAUCAACUAAUCAUGUUGGGAUUUUGGCAAAUCAUCCCAUUUUUUAGUUAUACACAAUCAGACCUGCUUAGUCUGCUCUAACAGGAAUUCUGACAUCACCCAUUGGAUUGCAUUGGGCCAUUAGACCCUGGGCGCCCUAACUUGUAUUAUAUAAUUGGAUAAGCGCAUCAGGCGGCCUAACGUGGCACCAUCUUUAAAUUGUAAAAGCUGCCACAGGGAUCACAGCUCAAACACUACAUAUGUAAUGUAUAUGUAGAGGUGGUAUUCAGUAUACUGCCUCCUAGUGCAUGGUGCUCAGAGUGCACUCUGAAUGAUACUCUGUAUUAUCAUUAUGCCAUUUAUAUAGCGCCAUCAAAUUCCGCAGCGCUUUACAGUGGGUGGACGAACAGACAUGUAGUUCUAACCAGACAAGUUGGACACACAUGAACAGAGGGGUUGAGUAUCAAUGUGGCCUGCUCUGUAGUGUUGAUGGGAAGGCAUUAGAUGACAUUUUCCACUUGAGCGAGUUCUAGCAGGAGGAACACUUGCAUUCAUUCAUCUACUCACUAGUAUAAAGUCCCACAAUGCAAUGCAAUACAGUGUGUAAGAGUUACACAGGACUGCUGUCCGACAGGGCUGAUUGAUCUUAAAGGACCACUAUAGUGCCAGGAAAACAUACUCGUUUUCCUGGCACUAUAGUGCCCUGAGGGUGCCCCCACCCUCAGGGACCCCCUCCCGUCCGGCUCUGGGGAAAGGAAAGGGGUUAAAACUUACCUUUUUCCAGCGCCGGACGGGGAGCUCUCCUCCUCCUCUCCUCCCAUUCGGCUGAAUGCGCACGCGCGGCAAGAGCUGCGCGCGCAUUUAGCCAGUCUCAUAGGAAAGCAUUUACAAUGCUUUCCUAUGGAUGCUUGCGUGCUCUCACUGUGAUUUUCACAGUGAGAAUCACGCAAGCGCCUCUAGUGGCUGUCAAUGAGACAGCCACUAGAGGAUUUGAGGGCUGGAUUAACCCAUUUAUAAACAUAGCAGUUUCUCUGAAACUGCUAUGUUUAUAAAAAAAAAUGGGUUAACCCUAGCUGGACCUGGCACCUGGCACCCAGACCACUUCAUUAAGCUGAAGUGGUCUGGGUGCCUAGAGUGGUCCUUUAAUGUGCUGUGGAAUAUGUUAGUGCUAUAGAGUUUAGAUCUGAUACUGAAUCAGUGUGACUGAGUUCACACAGGGAGCAUGUGACGCCCACAAACUACAGUUCUGUGACACUAUGGUAUUCUGGGAACCUUGGAAAUAAGGCUAAUGGAUUCCUGGCUCCUGGAAUCGGAGAGCUUUAUUCACUAAACUCCGAAUUGCUAGAAUGCAAAAAGUGCUUACAGGGAACACUGCUGCAGUUCAUUGUAAGUCGCGCAGGAGAUGCUCCUACCUGCUUGCUUGUUAUGUUUUUUAAUGAAAUCUUUUUCCACCUGCAGGUAAGGUUCCCGGGGAUGACUGCCCUUUGGUGUGGGGUCACUGCUCACACUGCUUCCACAUGCACUGCAUCCUGAAAUGGCUCAACUCCCAGCAAGUACAGCAGCACUGUCCCAUGUGCAGGCAGGAGUGGAAAUUCAAGGAAUAAUGGGAUCCUAUCCCAGGACUGGUCCUCUUUCUAGUUCUACGAUCUAUCAUUUAAUGCGAACAUUCUUUUGUUUUGGAUUUAGUUUUUUUGCAAUCCCAGGUUGGUACAGGGCAUGUUAAUGCCAGUUCUUGGUGGAGAUUUUUCCUUUUUCCAUGUGUAGUCGUGCACAGAACGUAUAUAUCUCUCUUCUAGAAAUGAUCAUGGUUCGUACCCAGAGUGAAAUCAUAACACGUACAUCAGUAAUAGUGAGCUUGUUGCACUUCCGUGGGGUUUAUUUAGUGAACUGUGAAUUGUGGCGAAUGAUCCACAGAAUUGCAAAUUUUAGGACAAAGUAACUGAGCUGUAAAAUUAUUUUUAUUUUGACCUCCAAACUCGUAGUUUCCCAGAAUUUCCUAAACAAUCAGAUCUAAAGUACAUUUCCCUUUUGAUCCCCUAUUGCCUAGCUGAGCAUUAUGGGAAAUGUAGUAAGCGAAAUCUCAAGUAGCAAAGAUCAGCCAUCAAUAGUCAAGACAGAUCUACGGAAACUGCAACAGAGCUCUGGUCCCCAAACUUUCAAUUCAUUUUCCAUGGUCGUAUGAUCUCUAUUUGCCAAAAUUCAAAUGGUCUGCUUCAGGCAUCUCCGUGCGGUGAACUGCUGCUCUUAGUCUGUCAACUACCAUCGUGCUCAGUCCCUUUUAUAUAAAUUACUAUAACAGAGCAUUAUACUACAUUAUACAAGAGCCAUUCGUAUCACACUGAACUGGUUUUAACCUUUUUCAUGUCGGUCUGAAUGAACAAGUAUACUGAGUUUUUUUGUUUAAAAUUAUCUUUUCAAUAAAGCAUCAAAAAUUGUCUUUGCAAUAAAAUAUUUUGAGAUGUCAGAUAAAUUGUCUUUGCAUUCUCUGUUGGGGUUUAUUUACAAGAUUUACAAGAUUAUUUCAGUCCAUUUAACCCCUUAAGGGCACAUGACGUGUGACAUAUCAUGAUUCCCUUUUAUUCCAGAAGUUUGGUCCUCAAGGGGUUAAACCCAUAGAAUAGCCAAGUUUGGGAAAAAUAGGAAAUUUAAUUAAGUUGACUAUUGAAUUUUUUUUUCCCCCAAUGCAGAUAUUUUGGAGUUCAGUUUUGUGAUGUUUAUUAUGUCCAUUAUUUAUUAUAUGGUUGGGGAGGGGGGCAAGGAGAAGGCUUAGGUGAUAUGAGAUUAUCACUUGUCAUCGCUGGCUGUCACUCUCCGUCUGCUUCAAUUCCCUUGAUGUGAAUGUAUAUCAUGUCUCUGUGACUCACGUACUAGCGCCCAGAUUAAUAUAAACGCAAAUUGUCUGUAGGGCUCCUUGUGGAGACAUAACGAGUUCAGGGGAAAACGCAGGUUCCGAGCAGUGAAUAUGAAGCUCGCAAAUUAUCCUGUAAAGUGUUUGUAGGAGGAACAGCUGUGCUCUCAGUAAAUGCAGAUAGCUGUGUGUGUGCCGAUGCGGGCUUCUGUGUACCGUGAACAAAAAAAACAAUAUUUCACACUAACUCUUGCACUGGGGAAGAGCUUGGAACUACUUAAUAAAAUGUAAAAUAAUUCUUUGUUAUUAGUCACCUUUAGCAGUACGGUUCCCAGAAACCUUGUUUAGGAGAGAGAAUACGUAUAGCUGCUUAACCCUUUCAGUGCUUUAGUUGUGAUAGUUGACCUUGUGGCAAUAGACUGAGUUAUUUCUAAGGAUCUUUCUAUUGUGUAGAAAGUGAUAUGGUAUUCGGUGUACAAAAUGAAAAUAAUGCAAUGAUAAGUCAGUAGAACAAAUUUAUCGAUUAAGAGGAGAAAAUAAAACAUUGCAUGUCUUGCUUAUAUUCUACCUGUAUGCUCGGAUAACGUGUGCCAGACAAAGAUUAAUUAUUAAAGGGACACCAAGGCAUCCAGACCAAUUCAUCUCAUUGAAGUGGUCUUGGUGUAGUGUCCCAGGUCCCUUAACCCUGCAGUCCCUUAACAAACUGCAAUAAUUACCUUUGAGGGUUAACUCCACCCCUAGUGGCUGUCUAUCAGACAGCCACUAGAAUGCCUUAAGAGUCGUUAGGCGACUUUUGGUCGCCUAACUGACACUGGACGUCCUCACGCUAUGCAUGAGUACAUCCAGCGUCACCCAAAACCCCAUAAGAAAGCAUUGUAAAAUUAUACAAUGCUUUCCUAUGGGGCAAGUACUAAUGCGAGCGUGUCCAUCGCAGAGCAUGCGCAUUGUCUCCUCUGCUGGAGAAGAGGUGGUGCAUGAAUCAGUGCCGAGGGACAUUGGCGCUGGAAUUAGGUAAGUGACAGAGGUUGUUGGUUUUUUUUUGUAACCCCUUCUGCAUCACGGGGAGUGGCCGAGACAGAAGGGGGACACUAGAGGGAGCUAUCGUGCCAGGAAAACAACUUUGUUUUAGGCACUACAGUUUCCAUUUAAAAACCAAAUUGUAGUGAAUUGCAAAAACCCUCCAACAUGGCUAUACUCACAGUUAUUUUAGCUUAAUGAAUAAAGUAAAACAUUGGUGAUAGUCAAACUACUUUAAAGUGUCCUUGCAUAACAGUAAAACCACGUCAUAAAAAUAAACAUCAAAUUUGUCGCAGGAAUUCAAAGUGCUAACAUGCAAAUAUAAACUAGAUAAUUAUAACCGUUUUAAAUUCAAGUGCAAAAUGUAUAUAAAGGAAAACAUUAAUACUCCAAAAACUACGGAACAUAAAUAAUGGUACUUUUAUAUAGAUCUUUAGAUUUGAAUCAUGUUAUUGUUUUAUAUAGAUGUUCUGCUCUAUAUUUCGUUAUUUAUUUGAAAGGUUAUAUACAGAGAAUUUAGUAGAUUGAAACUGACAAUGAAAUAUACAGGGUUAGCGCACUAUUAUUUAUGUUUUGGUUAAAUUCAGUGUUAAGCGAAAAAAUCUGAGAGUCCUGUGAUAUAGUAAGUUAAUAAAAUGUGUGCUAGUUACAAUGAGGGUUUGGUCGAAUGGGUGUAAGUAUUAACUGUAGGAAAUGGAGUAUAAGGCCAGGGAAUAUUUAUAACGCAAUGGUUUAAAGAGCAGAGAUUGCCAAAACACAGACCCCAGUUGUUGUAGAAGGGGUCUUCCAUGCUGGCAAAGCAUUGUAUACAAUGUUCUCUGGUCCCUAUUCCAUUGGUGACUGUCCUUUGUGCUGCUGAUGUCUGGGGACUACUUUUCUAUGAUGUUUGGCCAGUUAUCAGUUGGUUAGAUCAUCCUGCUAUGUAUUGAUGGUACAGGGGUGCGAGGCAGAGCCCAGAGCUGAACUGUGACAGAUCUGUGAGUCACUGGGACGGUGACAGUUCUGUAUAACAUUUAGAGAUAAGAAGAAAUUGAUCCGUUUCUGGAUUAACUGGAAAUGUGUCACCAGAUAUUGGGAAUGAUAAUGUCUCAGAUUUAGGAAGGGGGGGGUUGUUCCACCUUUAUUGUGUGGGCGUAUUGUAAAUUUACUGUGCGUACAGCUUCCAAUAUCAAAACAACGAGAAUGUGUAUAUGCAGUGACUCACUUAAUCCGUGUUCAGUUUCUCAAUAGAUUGCAAGCUCUUCACAAUAAUUAUUUAUAAAUCAUCCUAAUAAACCUAUAGAUUCUGAGUUCUAAUUCAGAUUGCCAGCUCUUGGUUCAAUUGUGGGUCUUAAUACAGAUUACAAACUCUUUACAUAGAAACAGACUUUACAUUAUAUUGUGGUUUCUAAUAAGGAUUCAAACUCUUUGGAAAAAAUAAAGAGUUCUAAAAUAGAUUGCAAGCUCUUUAGAUUACAGGUCCUACUACAGAUUGCAAGUUAUUUUGAUGAGAUAGCGGGUUAUAUUUCAGAUUUCAAGCUCUUUAGAUGACUGGUUAUAUUACAGUUAGCAAAUUCUUUGGAAUAAACAGUGGGUUCUAAUGCAGAUUGUUACAGGCUGUGAAUUCGAACACUGAUCUAAAUCUAAGCAUUAAUUCUUCUUUUACGCUGCUGGAAUAUUUUUGUUUCUUAUAUCAGUCAGAGCCUGAAGGCUCCUGUGCCAGGACAGUUGCCUACUUUCAGUGUGAAAGUAAAGCAAGCUAGCAUGAAAUAGCUUGUUUUUCGGGGGGGUACUUGUAAGGGAAAAUCUAUGAAAUCUUCCUUGGACCUAUUUGCCUUGUUUCAAUGCUUGGCUAUGUCUAUACUUCAAGCCGUGAAAGAUUGAUAAUUACAGUAUCUGUGAGUGUAGGCAGAUUAUAUGAAUCAAUUAUCAUAUUGUGCCCAAUAUUUCUGCUUUAUCUUAUACUGGCCACAUUAUCUCCUGCCACUCACAUUAUAUCUGUCACUUGCCUUGUUAAUUUCAUUUACAUUGCCCAGGGCUUCUACUGAUUUAGUGACUCCGAACUGUCAUAUAUUUAAAAAGAAAAAUCCCACCACCCCUCUUCUUCAUUUUAGCCCUUUACCCACCCCCACCCCCCAUUCCUCCACCUCCAGGGCCCCCUCCCCUUCUCCAGGUCUGGGCUGUCGCUGGCAUCCACUAUCUCCUAUAAAAGACGUAAAUCCUCUGCUCCUUUAGACGAAACUGCUCACAAGCACCACACUGUCAUCAUGCUGUCUCUAAGAUCCCACUCCUCGCUGCGACUGACGCUGAUGUGUAGUGUCCUGGCUCUACUGUUCUCUUGUCAGCGGACGAACGCAUGGUACAAACAGUCCACCGGCCCCAGUUAUUACUCUGUCGGCCGAGCAUCGGGGCUGCUGUCCGGUAUUCGCAGGUCACCUGACAUUCGCCGAUCUGAGCCGGACAGCGCAGGGGAGAGCAGCGAGAAUAUGGAAGACAACUUUCUGAAUAGCCUUGGAGGUCAAAGACAAGGAGCGCUGCUCAAGAGUAUGGUACGUAUCAGUGAGGGGAGAGGAUGGGGAGAGGCUGAGUGUGAGAUCCUUUGUGAGUACAAUAGCUGCUUAUAAACCCUGGUAACAGAAUGCUGAGUGUGAGCGGAGGUGAUAGACUGUACUAUCUUCUCAACUUCAGUGGGACUUUAAGGGGAGAAAGACUUGGUUUCAUGAUGAAGUGAGUGUAUGCAGUGAGUGUUAGUGAACAGUGAGUGAGUGUAUGCAGGGAGUGUUUUUGCACAGUGAGAAUAUGAAGGGAGUGUUGGUGAACAAUGAGUGUACGCAGGGAGUGUUAGUGAACAGUGAGUGCAUGCAGGGUGUGUUAGUGAACAGUGGAGUGAGUUUACACAGUGAGUGUAUGCAGGGAGUGUUAGUGAAUAGUGGAGUGAGUUUACACAGUGAGUGUAUGCAGGAAGUGUUAGCAAACAGUGAGUGGAGGCAGGGAGUGUUAGUGAACAGUGAGUAUAUGAUGGGAGUGUUGGUGAACAAUGAAUGCAUGCAGGGAGUGGUAGUGAACAGUGAGUGAGUGGACGCAGGGAGUGUUAGUGAACAGUGAGUGCAUGCAGGGUGUGCUAGUGAACAAUGGAGUGAGUUUACACAGUGAGUGCAUGCAGGGAGUAUUAGUGAACAGUGAGUGCAUGCAGGGAGUGUUAGUGAACAGUGAGUGUAUGUAGGGAUUGUUCGUGAACUGGGAGUAUUAGUGAAAAAUGAGUGUAUGUAGGGAGUGUUCGUGAAUAAAGUGUGAUUGGAGGUGAUAGUGGUGAAGAAUUGAUGUGCAGAGAUGUGAUAUUGGUGCAAAUGUAUAAAGUACUGUGACUGAACAAAGAUGAAAGUAGACAUAAAGUCAUUUGUUAACCAAUAACUGUACGUAGGACAGUGCCAGGCUGUGACUUAGCGUAAUGUUGCAGGCAGUUUUUCUAUCGUUUACUAUGGGUGUUAGUGAAUAAGCCCCCGAGCAGGUGGUAUGAGUGUUACAGUCUCCAAUCCGGUUAUUAUACCAGCUCCACUAUUCUGGUUAAAACAUGCAAACCCCUUGUCAGUUUAUAGAGGGAUUACAUUAUAGUCAAAAAUAGUUUAAAAAUGACAGGGUUAUUCACUAAUCUCCUAAAUUUCUGCAGAUUAAAUCCGAUUGGCAAAAUGGAGGCAGUAAUAGCUAGUUGGAUACUAUUUCCAGAUUAACUAAUUUUGCCAGUUUUUCUAUUUGGAUUGAAUUGGGGAAUAUUCUGAGUUUAGUAAAUAUGUUAUGUAAAAAUUUGGAAUGUGCUGCAAUUUCCCUCUGCAAAAUGUUGGCCUAUUUUAACCAAUUAAUAUUAUUAGAAAUGCAUUUUUCAGGGUUGUAAUCUGAAAAAACUGAUCUGCCUCCAUCUUUUCGAGUGCAGCCCCAAAAUAUCUUCUUCAUAAGAGCUUCUAAUUGAAAAAAAAAGGAUAAAAUCCAAAAUGUUAAGAAACCAAUACCAAGUGUAGAAAAUAAUAUAAUAUAUUUUCAUGAUAAAGGCAGCAUUUUUAUUGGGGCAAAGCAUGAUGGGACUUGUAGUUCUACAACAGGGCAUCUUUCUGUUGGCCACCUGAGUUUUUCAAGUUAGUUUCAGGCGUAUGAAUGAAAAACUGUAUUUAUCAAACCUGUGGGCACAAAUGGGGAAUGUAAUCCCAGCAAAAUUUCUUGCCACAUGUUGCAUUUUGUCAUUUGCCCCAUAACUCGUCUCUCUCUCUCUGUCUAUCUCCACCACAGGCGCUGUGUGUCAAGGAUGUGUCGCCCAAUCUGCACAGCUGUGAGCUCCUUCCAGACACCGCCAGUACCUUCCAGUGCAAAGCUCAGAUUUACCUCUCGUUGGACAGUUCAGACUGUCUCUCCCCCUGA
Pelobates cultripes (western spadefoot toad) is the source of this 12162-nucleotide messenger RNA. The record is from the annotation of a GenBank genome assembly. NCBI's taxonomy places the organism in Eukaryota, Metazoa, Chordata, Amphibia, Anura, Pelobatidae.